This is a messenger RNA of Hyla sarda, 945 nucleotides long. Its product is annotated as olfactory receptor 10AG1-like. The transcript has a single exon. The record is from RefSeq and is a predicted model, not a curated record. Gene Ontology annotation, biological process: G protein-coupled receptor signaling pathway. The coding region runs from base 1 to 945 and encodes 314 amino acids. NCBI's taxonomy places the organism in Eukaryota, Metazoa, Chordata, Amphibia, Anura, Hylidae. Gene Ontology annotation, cellular component: membrane. Gene Ontology annotation, molecular function: G protein-coupled receptor activity; olfactory receptor activity.
AUGCAGAGGAAUGUUACUGAGUUCUUCCUCCUUGGGUUCUCUGAUCUUCCGCCAUCAUUACAGGCCAUAAUAUUCUCCUUCUUUCUGUGCUCCUACAUUCUGACAAUAAUCGGUAAUGGCCUCAUCAUAUUGUCCGUAUCCUUUGAACCAAUUCUUAAAACUCCUAUGUAUUUCUUUCUGAGGAAUUUAUCUUUCCAUGAACUUUGUUUAACUACAGUCACUGUUCCUAAAGUCUUGGAGAACUUCCUUUCAAAGGAACGGACCAUCUCAUUUGUGGCCUGUGCCUCUCAGAUGUUUUUCUUUUUUUGCAUUGGAGUAUCAGAAUGUGUCUUUCUUGGGGUUAUGGCCUUUGACCGGUACAUGGCCAUCUGUCACCCAUUGCAGUACACCUUGGUGAUGAGCCCUAAGAUGUGUCAUAAGUUGACUAUAGGAUCUUGGGUUAUUGGAUCUUUGGUGUCUUUAGUACAAACAAGUUACAUCUUUAGUUUGCCAUAUUGUGGGUCCAAUCGUAUUGCCCACUUCUUCUGUGACAAUCCUUCACUUCUUAACUUGGCUUGUACCAACACGUUCAUCAAUGAGCUCCUACUGUUUGUCUCCUGUAUGUGUGCAGCUGGGAUCCCAUUCCUUCUCAUCCUCUGCUCAUACGUUAAAAUCCUGAGCUCCAUUCUUCUCAUUCAUUCCUCAGAAAAGCGGCACAAAGCUCUGUCCACGUGCAGCUCACACUUGAUAUCUGUCUUCUUAUUCUACGGCACCGCCAUGUUUACCUAUCUACGCUUGGGCACUUAUGGGUCUGAUGACAACGACAGGAUGAUAUCUCUGUUUUAUUGUAUUGUGAUACCAGCUAUAAAUCCCCUUAUCUAUAGUCUGAGGAACAAGGAGAUGAAGACCGCCAUAAGGAAGCUCAUGACCAAGAUUCCCAGCAAAAUGAAUGGAAUCAGCUACUGA